AUGAGGCAGGUUGAUCCAAAUAUGCCACUUUAGAAAAGUGAAGUUUGGGAGAUUGAAAGUUAGAAGGUAAGAAAUGGCAGAAUUUUUGUUAGGAUGGACAGUGCAAACAGAUAGAAAUACCUAGGUUUGUGAUUGUGGAAGGGUUACCUCAACUAAGCCGUAAAAUUCCUCCUACUUACAUUCAUACAAAUAUUGUAUAUCCAGAUGAAAACGAAUAUUCAUGUGACGAAGAAGAUUAAGCACUUGGAGUAGAUCCACUCGCCAUCUAAUAACUAGACAUCAGGAAUAACCUAUCGAACACUCGGAACUACGUUCGCCAAUAUGAAUUGCUGAAUUCCAUUAAUUACCCUCCAGAAUAUUAUAAUGCUAAGGUUGAACGUCUUCAACGACCUCUGUUGCGAGUGUUCAUGAGGGCCCAGGAAAAUGAGUAAAAAAUCAUUUUUAUAUUCAUCACUAGUUACCGAAUGAACAUGGCCUUUCGUCCUAGUAGAGCCUACAAAUAAAAAAGGUUGAAACGACUCAAUAUCUAACUUCCUGAAUUUUAAGUUGGCAGACAAAUCAUCUACAAUGAGAAUCUGGUUGCCCUUCAUCUCAUUUCUUAAAUUAAGCAGCGUGAACUAUUAAAAUUAAAACUAAUUAAAUAAGAUGAAGAAGAAUUUACAAGUACAUUUAGCAAUUGCUCAGACAUAUUCAACACACUCAAAGACCUAAGAGUAGCACUCAAAGAAGAAGAACCAUCAGAUAAUAAGGAUCAUAGAUCCAAGAUUUUUGAUUCAUGUCAGGAUCCAGAAUGUGCCUACCAAUUCAAUCCACCUUUAAUCUCCUAAGCCGUCAUUGAGUUUAUGGACGAUCAAUAUUAAUCCAUCAAGGACAAGCAAGUUCUCUGGCCUAAACAUCCAACCAUACUAUCAGAUUGGAAUCUCGACAAUUAUUCAAAAAUUGGAGUUCAUUAAUCCAAUAAAUAGUUAGUUUAUUCCACUUUUGACAGAACUCUCUUCAUCUAGGAUAGAACCAAAAAAAACAAAAAGAAGGUCAAAUUGAUGUUGAUUGAUAGAAAUAGAGCUUCAGUUUUUGAUGGGGUCAGAGCUGAUUACGAGCAUUUCUACUCCCAUUAUCAGAGACAAUUGAACAAAAUGGAAAGCACUAUUGAAUAACAAAGGAAAGAAAUACAGAAAUUGAAAUAGGAAUAGGCGAAAAAGGAAUCCAUGUUGAAAAUGCAAUAGAAGAAAGAAGAACAAAGGAAAUUACUUAAAAUUAGAUUGAAAGUGAAUUAUGUGGAAGAACCAAAAAUAGUUAAGACUGUAAAAAUCAAACAUUCUGAUGAAUUGAAGUUUUUAUUAGUCAAACAUGAUUCAACUUCUACUUAAUUGAGAUAGGAGAAUUGUUAGAUCAUUUUACAAUGA
Paramecium octaurelia is the source of this 1403-nucleotide messenger RNA. The record is from the annotation of a GenBank genome assembly. Lineage: Eukaryota; Ciliophora; Oligohymenophorea; Peniculida; Parameciidae.